AUGCCCAUCACGUUCGACGCCGAGCUGCUCUCGGCCGGCGGCCUGACGGCCGUGGCCGCGCCGCCCGUGAUCGACAUUACGCUAUCUCGCCCGUCUGCGCUGAACGCGCUUCUUCCGGCAACCUUCCACGGCCUGCACCACGUGCUAGACCGCCUGUCCACGCACGACGCCCCGCUCUACCUAGUCCUCCGCGCAUCCGGCCGCGCCUUCUCGGCGGGCGGCGACGUGCGCUCUCUGCGUGGCGAGAUCCUAGCACACGCGCCACGCUCCGCAGCGCGGCGCGCGGCCGCGCGCGCCAUCCUCGCAACCGAGUACGACCUGCUGGCGCGCUGGGCGGCCCUCGACCGCCACCAUCGCCUGACCGUGGCCGUCGGCGAGGGGCUUGCGCUCGGCGCCGGCGCGGGGCUGUUCCAGGCGUGCGCGGUGCGCCUAGUGGGCCCCCGCUUCUUCAUGGCCAUGCCCGAGGCGCGCAUCGGCAUCAUCCCGGACUGCGGCGCCACGCGCUUCUACGCGCGCCUGCCCGGCUGCGUCGGCAUGUACCUCGCGCUCACGGGCGCGCGCGUGCACGCCAGAGACGCACUGGCGCUCGGAUUGGCGGAUGGCGCGAUCAAGGACGGGUGGCAGGCGGACGGCUUGGCCGACGGUGAGUUUGGCCCCGCGCGCAUGCUUAAGGGCGGGGAAGAGGAAGCCUUGUUAGGAGAGAAGGGUGAGAUCGCGCAGGCAAGUAGCGAUAUGCGGAGAGGCGUGGAUGAGGUGUUUUCGGCCGCAGGGGUGGACGAGGUCUUAGAGCGGCUGCAGGCGAGGGAGGGGGAGUGGGCGAAAGAGGCGCUGAAGGCUCUCAAUGCCGGAGCGCCAAAGGCAAUUAGGGAAACUUUUAGGGUGAUGAGGAUGGCGUAUGAGUCUAGAGGGGAGGGGGUUAGAGAGGCUAUGGAUAGGGAACUAGAGGUAGAGUCGCAGUUGUGCGCGGCGCCCGAUUUUGAAGAGGGGGUCAGGGCAGCACUCGUGGAUAAGGACGGAAAGCCCAAGUGGGAGCCGGUCUAA
This is a messenger RNA of Chondrus crispus (carragheen), 1041 nucleotides long. Its product is annotated as to fill in. The coding region runs from base 1 to 1041 and encodes 346 amino acids. Gene Ontology annotation, biological process: L-valine catabolic process. Gene Ontology annotation, molecular function: 3-hydroxyisobutyryl-CoA hydrolase activity. The record is from RefSeq and is a predicted model, not a curated record. Lineage: Eukaryota; Rhodophyta; Florideophyceae; Gigartinales; Gigartinaceae. The transcript has a single exon.